Messenger RNA from Monodelphis domestica (gray short-tailed opossum), 4156 nucleotides. RefSeq names its product ankyrin repeat domain 39 (gene ANKRD39). The record is from RefSeq and is a predicted model, not a curated record. Lineage: Eukaryota; Metazoa; Chordata; Mammalia; Didelphimorphia; Didelphidae. Gene Ontology annotation, cellular component: BRCA1-BARD1 complex; BRCA1-A complex. Gene Ontology annotation, biological process: protein K6-linked ubiquitination. Gene Ontology annotation, molecular function: protein binding; ubiquitin-protein transferase activity.
CACCAGGAUAUGAUAUCUGGUCCCCAGGCUAGUCUGACUCUACAUAAACUUUUCCUGAAAUGAUGAGCCCUCUGCUAGUACAAACAUGGAUCUUCUCCAUGACCUAAAAUCCUCAGACAUUUUAACACCAACUGCUUAGUUUAAAUGAACACUUGGCAUUCACCUUCCCCUGCCCCAAUACAAAUGCAAGAGUUCAACAACAAAAAUCACUGAUGAAUGGAACUGAGGGGUGAAUAUUAAGGAAGUCAAGUUACUAUGUUCGUUCAACAAAUACUUCAUAUGAACUUACUCAGUGCUUAUUAUGUAUAAGGCAUUAUAAGAGUAUGAGGAGGAGGUCUGGAUCCAUCAUUCCCCUAUCUUUAAUCUAGUGCGAACACAUGUAGACAACCUAACUACUGAGCAGUUGAAAGGAGAUCUGAGAAGUGAUGAGUCAAGGCUGGAUAGAGGGCCUAGCAGGACUAUCUGGGGUUCCCUAAACCUUAGCUAAUACAAAGGAAUUCCAUUUUUUUGAGAACUGGCAGAAUGUUGACAUCUUGGGCAAGUAUCCUACUUCUGUUUGCCUUUGCAUUGAUCCCUGUGACUUUGGGGAGAAGGGACCUAUUAAUUCCAAUGAAAGGUAGGUUGAACACCAGGCCUAGAGCCAAGAGAUCUCAUUCAUUUUAUGUGUAAUCAACUAAAGCCCAGAUUGCUUAAAAGUGACAAUUUGGUGCAUUAUAGGUACAAAGCUGGAAAGAGCUUUGGUGUUAUGUCCAACUUGUGAUUCCAUUUUUACUUUUCUUGACAGACUCUUGCAUUUCCUUCUCUAGCUCAUUUGACAGAUGAGGAAACUGAGGCAAACCAGGGUUAAAUGAUUUGUCAAGGGUCACACAUCUAUUAAGGGGCUGAGGAUGGAUAUGGAUUCAGUUCCUCUCAACUCUAGGCCCAGGGCUCUAUCCAUUGAACCACCUAACUGCCUUAGCAGUCAUCUAAUUUGAGCACCCCAAUACAAGGUCCCACUCAUAAACCUCAGAGGCAAGGCUUGAGACUGGAUCCAAGGCUAGUGCUCUUUCCACUAUGUCCCAGAGAGCCUCUGUAAAAUGAUCAGAUGUAAAGUGAUCAACCUCCCAUACCUGUAAAUUGAGACUAUGCAAAAUGCUGUGUAAACUUCAAAAGGAUAUAUAGAUGCAAUCUACUGGAAAAUAGUGCCUUCCUUAUGGCUUUGGGGUCCUCCUUAAUGCUAGUGCCUUCCCUCAAAUUAUCUCCAAUUUAGCCUGUAAAAACCUGUUUGUUUUUGUUUGUUUGUUUUGGGUUUUUUUUUUUUGCAUCUUUACCCCAUUAGAUUGGAAGCUCCUAGAGAUUGGAAGUUCCUAGGGGCUGUUUUUAUCUUUCUCCAUCUCUAGUGCUUGGCAUAUUGCCUGCACAUAACAGACGAUUAAUGCUUUUUAAAAAAUCCUUACUUCUAAGACAGAAGAGUUGCAAGGGUUAGACAAUCGAGGUUGUGCCCAGGGUCACAGCUAUAUAUAUACUAAGAAAUGCUUGUUGACAGAACUGGACAUCCCAUCACAAGUACCUGGGACCAGGCCUCUUUCGCAGAGCGGGAAGGGGCCUCUACAAUCAUUGUCGGGGUCAGUAGCGAUACCGCUGUGAUCUUGUGCUCGGAGGGCUGAGGGAGGGCCUACCGGGCCUCUGCACACACUACCCCAGCUGUCCCGCCUAAGGCUCUGUCGGAAAAAUGGAGCCAACUGUCUUGAAACCGGCUGCCAGACUUAGGCGCAGGCGCAAUUCCUAGCGGCGCUUCCCCGCCCCUCUCCUAGCCAGUCCCACUUUCUCAGCCAUGCCACGCCCCGCUUCAACACUGCUGAGCCUAGCGCGCCCUCCGCUGGACACGGCUUCGAGCACAUCACCACCUAUAUCCCACCCUUUCCUCUCCCCUGCUACUGCAAUUGGCUCACGGGACCGAAUCCUCACGUUCCGAUUGGUCGUCCCGGUCCCGCGUCGGGCGAUAAGAUGGCAGCGGACUGCUCAACAUAACUUAAAGAAAGCGUGAAGCUUCAUCUAGGAAAAAGGAAGUCGCUGCCUUUCUCCUCACGGGGCCAGGCUCUCCGGCCCACCUGCGCUUGUAUGGCUAUUACGGGCUUGGCCAGGUCUGGGUUCGAGACCAGAAAGCUACCUACGUAACUAACAAUCAACAGCGUGAGCCUGGGGAUGGGGGUGGGGAACAGGGCAGCAGGGCGCGAUGACGCAGCUGUGACGUAUGCGGUGUAGCGUGACGUGACGUAGCGUGACGUGAAGCUCUCCGUCCUUUUCAUCCUCCUGGGUGUCUGGUCGGUAGCUCGUUCAGGUGAGCGGAUGAACAUGGCGGCGCCUGGGACCUGUGGGGACGCCGCCUGCUGCUCUCACCAGAGCUCCGUGCCCAGCGUGCAGCAGACCCUGGAAGAGAUGGACUUCGAGAGAGGAAUCUGGUCAGCAGCACUGAAUGGAGACCUAGGAAGAGUGAAACAUUUCAUUCAGAAGGAAACAGACCCCAGUCAACCUGAUCCUUCUGGAUAUACUGCCCUGCACUAUGCCAGUCGAAAUGGACACUAUGCUGUGUGCCAGUUCCUCUUGGAGAGUGGAGCCAAGUGUGAUGCCCAGACACAUGGGGGUGCAACAGCUCUGCACCGAGCCAGCUAUUGUGGGCAUACUGAAGUGGUUCGACUACUGCUGUCACAUGGAGCUAAUCCAGGUGUGGCAGAUGAUGAUGGAAUGACCAGCCUACAUAAGGCUGCUGAGAGAGGUCACUUGGAUCUGUGUUGCCUCCUGCUGCAGCAUAGUCCAGCUUUGAAAGCUGUUCGAGACCGAAAGGCUCGGUUAGCGUGUGACUUACUGCCAUGUAACAGUGAUCUUCGAGAUCUGCUUGCUAGCUGAAUACCAGAUUCCAGUCUCAGCGAGGAUCCUGGAACCUGGAUCCUCAAGCACUUUCCUCUAUCCCUGCAUUCUACAGAUGGGAAGCUGAAAACUCAGGGCUUACGAGACUGAACAGAAGAGAUAGGACCAUCUUGAGGGAGUUAACUACCAGGCCAGGAAGGGAACUUGGUACAAGCACUCAAGCCUGACAGGUGAUCAUAUUCCAAAUUAGCACACAUUAGUAGAGAUGUCUUGUCCAAGCUAUUUCCCUAGCUCAGAAUCAGUACUCUUGACUAAGGGGGAAAACAGCUGCUUCUGCCCUUUUCUUUUGGAUAAAAUAUUCCCCUCCCCUAAUACUCUUAUCCUGUGAGUUAAUCUCAUUGUUGGAGCAGAUAAUGAAGAAUAGAAUCAAACUUAUUUUCACUUUAGUAUUUUCCUGGCAGUCAUAAACAACUUCAGUGGCCUUAAAACUGAAGGCAAGAAAUCUAAAUCUGUCAAAUUUACCAGGAAGCAGUGUUAACUGGAUUAAAGAAAAUCCCAGGGCAUUGGGCUGCUUGGACAUUCUCACAAAGCAUUAAGGCACUUACAAGGAAAAUAGCUGAUGGUGUUGUUCAUUUUGGACUGCCCAAUUCAGGUGAGAAUUUAAGAAGCAGCUUGGCAUAGUAGAGAAAGUGCUGAAUUUAGUCAGAAUCUGGGAUUACAUUCCUGCCCCAUUACUACUUUUGUCAUCUGUAGAUGAGCCGGUUAGACAAGAUAAUGUCAAAGAUCUCUUUCUGCUCUUAAAUAUAGUUUUUAACUCCUUGCUCACAAUAAGCAUAGGCCUUUUGAACUUGAUCUGAGUCCAGGAGUGUAGUCUUGGUCGCUGCUGAAUCUUUAGGAAUGUUAAGUUGUUCAUAUUCCCUCUGGCUUUCAUCUGUUAAUCUGGUUCUGGAAUCAUCUGUUUUAGCAUCUUUUUUUCCAUUGAAGGACAAGAUUUUAAUCAGCUGGAUAGUCAGACUACCCCUGAGGAAUUUCCAGGGAAUUGGGGAAGGGAAUUAUGGAGUUCAAUUUUGGUGAUUGGGAAGAGGAACAAGACCAGGUUUGCUUGGCUUUGCUCUGAAUAUGGAAAAAGAACUCUAUAAGCAAUAGCUUCAUUUAGACCAAUUGAAAGAAACAGGUCCCAGUUCAUGGACAGGGCAAUACAACAAUCUUCUUUGAAUUGAUUGGGGAGCUCUGGUUCUUGCUAACUAUUCUGAGGAAUAAAGGUUUAACAUUUCUAAUAAAGGAAAACAGUUCAUCAAUUAUUGAUUUA